Molecule: messenger RNA, 1403 nt
Organism: Salvelinus fontinalis (brook trout)
Lineage: Eukaryota; Metazoa; Chordata; Actinopteri; Salmoniformes; Salmonidae
Product: ctenidin-1-like
Exons: 1
Coding region: 1-564 (187 amino acids)
Source: RefSeq, a predicted model, not a curated record
AUGGUUGGCCAACAGAGACUUCUCCUCACCGUGGCAACCUGCCUAUUUCUCCUAGCAACCCUAUGCCCCACCUUAGAGGCUCGUCGUGGUGGGAGCUUCGGACGUAGUGGCGGUGGGGGGUGGGGAGGUAGUAGACGUGGAGGUAGCGGUUACCCUCGUCAAGGUGGAGGCACGGGAUACCGACCAAUGCCAUCCUCGAGCGGACCGGCAUACCGACCAAUGCCUGCCCAGAGUGGAGGCUCCAGUGCGGGGAAGAUGGCAGGGGCUGCUGCUGCUGGUGCCCUGGGGGGAGCAAUGCUGGGCAGUGCCCUGAGUCGUCCUGGCUAUGGAGGAGGAUAUGGAGGUGGUUAUGGGGGUGGUUAUGGAGGCUAUGGAGGAGGCUAUGGGGGCUACCCCAGAGGUGGAGGGUAUGGCCCCAGGCCUGGUGGCUAUGAGGGACCAGAGGGCUCUGGGGAUAUGGAGUACUACUAUGGAGCAUCCAGCGGGCCCAUCUAUAACAGCAUCAUCGUCAUCAUUGGGUCACUAAUGUCACUGGUGAUGGGGCACUGGAUGGGAGUGAUGUAGAGAUAUAGUGAACAGGAAGAGAGGGACAGAGUCACAACUAAAGAUAGACCAAGAUCAUGUGUAUAUAAAAACUCUUGAGACCAAGACCAAAACUAGACUCUGACCCCAGACCUAGACCAAGACCUUGGGUAUUGAGUCCCAAACCAUGACUGAACACUGAGCUCACAGGUUGUGAUUCCAUCUGAUUUGAUUUGCAGGUGUAGUGGAGCUAAUAAACUUCCUGUAUAGCUCGCUGAUCCAGAAACACUCUGAUGCAGAUUCUUUGUCAACUAUUUGCACAACAUUUGUUUUCUGAGACAUACUUAAACAACAUACAAAUAUCUAGUGUGAUAAUAUUCCUCCCUGUCGAGCACUCACUACCUCAAUAGCACAUGAUUUACUUUAUAUUUUCCUUACCAUGGUUGUUAUCAACACUUUAAUAUUGCCAUGCUGUGGACAUACAGUAUAAAGGUAAAUCUUUAUUUUAAAUAGUCCCGUUAAAACAGGUUUCACUUAUUUCAACACCUGGUAGAACACUGGCAGUGUUUGGAUUUGUAAAUUCUGUAUAUUGUACAAUUCUAUGAAUUAUAUUUUGUCUCCAUUAUGUUUCUUACUUUAUUAAAUAGGGUAUGUGUGUGGUGGAGUGUAUAAAUUCUAGUAUGAUCAAAAAAGUUUUUGUUUUGGUGUCAUUUGAUGUAUUUUUCCUGUGGGGUUAUUCCAAUAAAGACAUGAGAGACAGAGAUAUUAAUGUAUCCAUUUAUGAUCUUGACUAUAAUCAGACUGUGAAGAGGAACUACCAUCAGCUCAUUAAAAUGAGAAUGUGUCAGUUCAGAUAGAAGUAAUAUUUAGAUGAGGCUUUU